AUGCCUCUUAAAUUUGAGCUGUGCCCCGGUCGCACGAUCGGAGGAAACAACCCAUGCUUCAUUAUUGCAGAAAUAGGACAAAAUCAUCAAAAAGACAUUGAAAUAGCCAAGAAAAUGAUUAAGAUGGCCAAGGACUGUGGGACAGACUGUGCGAAGUUUCAAAAGAGUGAAUUGUAGUACAAGUUCAACAAGAAAGCGCUGGAGCGGCCAUACACCUCCAAACACUCCUGGGGGGAAACAUACGGAGAACACAAGCGCCAUCUAGAGUUCAGCCAUGAGCAGUACAGAAAGCUGCAGCAGUACGCGAGUGAUUUGUAAAUUAUAUUCACCCUUUGCUAUAUUGAUAAGAUGGCUGUAGAAUUCCUCCAUGGAAUUCCUUUCUUCAAAGUCGCAUCUGGAGACACUAACAACUUCCCCUACCUCAAGAAAACGGCCCAAAAAGGGCGUCCCAUGGUAGUGUCGAGCGGGAUGCAGUCCAUGGAGAUGAUACGUCGUGUUUACGAGACCGUGAAGGAACACAACCAAAACUUCUGCAUCCUGCAGUGCACGAGUGCAUAUCCACUAGAGCUGGAGGACGUCAAUCUGUGAGUUAUCACAGAAUACCAAAAGGAGUUCUCAGACAUUCCCAUUGGUUACUCAGGCCAUGAAAGUGGGAUCAGCAUUACAGUGGGGGCAGUUGCACUGGGAGCAAAGGUCGUGGAGCGCCACGUGACCUUGGACAAGACCUGGAAGGGCAGCGAUCAUGCAGCAUCUCUGGAGCCUGCAGAGCUGACUGAGCUGGUGCGAUCCAUCCGCACACUGGAGAGAGCUUUGGGCACUGGAGUGAAAUGCAUGUUGCUCUGUGAGGUGCCCUGCCAUGAUAAGCUGGGAAAAUCUGUGGUUGCAAAGACAGCCAUCCCGAAGGGUACUGAACUAACCCUUGACAUGCUAACUGUGAAAGUAGCAGAACCAAAGGGCAUAGCUCCAGAAGAAAUCUUCCAGCUUGUGGGGAAAAAAGUGACAGUAGAUAUUGAGGAGGAUGAGAGUGUCACUGAGGAUGCAGUCGACAACUAUGGCAAGAAAGCCAAAGCUUGAGGAAAACUGAGUGUCUCUUCAACAUGGGAUUCUUGGGAUUCAGACUGGAAUGAAAUCGACACACAAAAUAUGCAUUAUUC
This is a messenger RNA of Myxocyprinus asiaticus (Chinese sucker), 1154 nucleotides long. RefSeq names its product N-acetylneuraminic acid synthase a (gene nansa). The record is from RefSeq and is a predicted model, not a curated record. NCBI's taxonomy places the organism in Eukaryota, Metazoa, Chordata, Actinopteri, Cypriniformes, Catostomidae. Gene Ontology annotation, biological process: carbohydrate biosynthetic process. Gene Ontology annotation, molecular function: N-acylneuraminate-9-phosphate synthase activity.